UGUAGAAGCCAAGUUAGUGCUACAUGAGCAGCAAGAUGCUCCUAGUAUUCCAGACACGUUACCUGAUACUGAAUUUAUACUGGUCUUCUUAGAGCUCCUUGUGUUCCUCCUCUGGCGUCCCGUAUUUCUCAUAACCCCAGCUGUUUUGUUUCUGGUGCCCUCCCUCACACCUAUAGAUAGAAAGGGGCCAGUAUAAAUAGCUAUAUCGUCAUAAACUUACAGUACAGUAGACAACAAGAGAGAGAGAGAGAAAGGUGAACAAGUAUUCAGUGCCUGUUGGUGAGACCUGCACACAGAACAGAAAACCUGUAGCGUGAUCUGAUACCAGAGCAUCAUGUGGCCGGCCCUCCUAGUGUGUCAGCUUGUCCUGAUUCUCCAGUCGGAGGCUCAGAGUCCCUGCCUCACCCACCCAACAUUCAGAGAACCAGACAACUCUGAUAUCACAGUUAUGUGUGGCACAAACAGGAUGGAUUUGUACAUUUUGCUGUGCCCUAUGUACUUCUAUGGAUAUAACGAAUCCAUGGUGGCUCUUAAUGGUCUCUUUGCCAAGCCCGAGUGCAAAGGAACCGCUGACUGGACCGCCAACCCACCUGUACUGAAAUUCCAGUUCUACAUCACUGAACCAUACAUAUCUACUUGCUCCAAUAAACUGGCGAUCACUCAGGAGGUCGGAUCUGGGCUGUUCUCUGACUUCUCUAGUGUGCAGUCUGUGAACAUCUCUGGGGUGGUCAACACUCAGGACCCCAAUGCUGGAACCAUCACAUACCGGCAGGAGAUGAAAUACCUCUUUUCCUGCAGAUACCCACUGCAGUACUUGAUCAACAACACGGAGCUGAGUGUAUCUGGAGUGAGUCUGGCAAUUAAGGACAAUAACGGUAGUUUCAUCAGCACUCUGAGCAUGCUUCUUUUUGAGGACUAUACAUAUACAACUCGUCUCUUCAUUCCUCCAACGGGUCUCAUGCUGAAGACCAGGGUUUUUGCGGAAGUUCGAGCCACUAAUCUCACAGAGAGGUUCAAUGUUCUGUUGGAUCGAUGUUAUACAACCACUAACCCUUACCCAGGCAACAGCACAUCAUUUGACCUGUUCGUCGGAUGUAACCAUGAUCUACAAACCAUAAUGGGUGUGAAUGGAGAACAGCAGGUGGCGCGCUUCUCGUUCGAGACCUUUCGCUUUGUAGAGCACAGAAACAGGACAGUGUCAACCUUUUAUCUGCACUGUGCCACCAGGCUCUGCGAGAGCUCUUUCUGUAGAUCCUUACGGCAGAAUUGCUCAACUCCUGCGAGGAAGAGGAGAGAAGUCCAGUCGGCUCAGGGAACCUCAGUGAGUGACGUCGCCACAGUGAGCUCUGGACCAAUCAUCACCAAAGUGGAUGAACCUUUUGCACCUGUUGCAGCAGCAUCUGAGGCUCAGAACGCAACGGAGGCAGUGGUGGGAGUCUCUGUGGCAGCGGGGGUAUUCGGAGCGCUGUGCAUCAUCAUGCUGGCUAUGCUUGUCUACAAGAUCCGCAGGGACAAGUACAGUUUAGACAAAUCAACACUUUUUCACUGACAGCUCUAAAACAGAAAUCCCAUUCCUGACAGGGUUCCCUUGCCACCGUGAAAGCUGUUUUAGCAGACACUCUAGAAAGGGCCUCUGCAGUGAUCUGUAGUUAAAGAGGAUAGGAAUGGGACGAUGAGUAGAUGAUGCCACAAGGAAGAACAAAAUCUCACCAAACCACUGUAAUAAAUAGAUUUGUGCCUUACAGUAAAACAAUCUACUGAAUGGUUUAGAUUCAUCAUACUUUUUUUGCAUGCCAAGGUUCAUUAUGAUAUUAACUAUAUUCCAUUUAUAUAUCUGAAUUUUGGGAUUUUCUGUACGAGGGCAUUCUUGUAAAAAAACGUUUUUUGCUAAUGUUAUUGUAAUUUUAUGACUGAUUAAAGCAAAACUAAGAAAUAUUAA
Molecule: messenger RNA, 1939 nt
Organism: Megalobrama amblycephala (Wuchang bream)
Lineage: Eukaryota; Metazoa; Chordata; Actinopteri; Cypriniformes; Xenocyprididae
Product: zona pellucida-like domain-containing protein 1
Exons: 12
Coding region: 335-1549 (404 amino acids)
Cellular component (GO): cell surface
Source: RefSeq, a predicted model, not a curated record